Molecule: messenger RNA, 5037 nt
Organism: Malaclemys terrapin pileata
Lineage: Eukaryota; Metazoa; Chordata; Testudines; Emydidae
Product: adenylate cyclase type 10-like
Exons: 34
Coding region: 1-4884 (1627 amino acids)
Biological process (GO): cyclic nucleotide biosynthetic process; intracellular signal transduction
Cellular component (GO): cytoplasm
Molecular function (GO): adenylate cyclase activity
Source: RefSeq, a predicted model, not a curated record
AUGGAGCAAAGAAAGCCAAGUGACAGCACUACAAUUGGGAAAGUAGCAGCUCAUGUCCCCGAUCUCAUCGUAUAUGGUGAUUUCUCCCAGGAGCUCCCUUUCAUUGAGAGUUUUGAUGGAGUAUUGCUUUUUGCAGACAUUUCAGGUUUUACUGCACUGACGGAGAAGUUUAGCACGGACACCAGUCUGGACUGUGGCGCUGAGCAGCUAACGCAGACCCUCAAUCAUUAUGUAGGGGAUAUUGUGGAAAAGGUGCUGAUUUAUGGAGGCGAUAUCUUGAAAUUUGCAGGGGAUGCACUGCUAGCACUGUGGAGAGUGCAACGAAGCCAGAUGAGCGAUAUCAUUACAUUGGCGCUGAAAUGUAGCCUGAGGAUCCAGAAAGAGUAUGGGGUUCGUGAAACUGAAGUGGGUCUGAAGCUCCAAGUGAAGAUAGGGCUAUCUGCAGGUCACAUCUCCAAAGUUGUUGUUGGAGACAAUAAGCACCAAUAUUUUCUGGUACUUGGCCGAGCAGUGGAUGAAGUUCGGUUGGCCCAAAACCUAGCAAAAGCAAGCGAGGUUAUUCUAUCGCCGAACUGCUGGGAACUCUGUAACAGGAACAUGAUAGAAAUAGAAACAAUUAAAGAUCAAAGAUCUGUUAAGGCUAGAUACAUAAAGAACAUCUCUGAGAUUGAGUUCGACGAGUUCUUCUGGAAAUGUACCGAAUACCUACAGCACUACCCCACGGGUGAAAAUAACAGUAUCCUCAGAGCAACCUCCACAUUGUCUCCUAAUGAUGAGUUGGAGAAAUCUCUCCGGAAGUAUGUGAUGAGAAACAUUCUGAAGAAGAUCGACGACAACCAGCCUCUAGAAUAUUUAUCUGAGCUUCGGCCGGUCACAAUUGUCUUUGUGAACCUGCAGUUUGACAAAAGCGUCAGAACCUUGGAUCUGUGCAAGGUCAUCCACGAUGUCAGUGUGAAGAUCUCAAACAUCAUCCACGUCUUCAGCGGCAAAAUCAACAAAGUCUUUAUGUUUGACAAAGGCUGCACAUUCCUGUGUGUGUUCGGGCUCCCUGGGGAUAAGCAGGCUGACGAGAGCGCCCACGCCUUGGACAGCGCAUUUAAAAUCUUCAAUUUCUGUUCUAAGAUGUCCAUGAAAAUAAAGAUAGUUUCCAUCGGAGUUACCAGGGGGUCAGUGUUCUGCGGAAUAGUUGGCCAUCAUGCAAGGCACGAAUACACAGUCAUUGGCCAGAAGGUGAAUCUCGCUGCCCGGAUGAUGAUGUAUUAUCCGGGGUUAGUGUCCUGUGAUGCAGUGACCUAUGCCAACUCCAGGCUGCCUCAUUGCUUCUUUGAAGAGCUCCCCCAGGCUGAGAUGAAAGGAGUUGUGAAUCCCGGCGUGGUCUAUCAUUAUCUUGGCAUCAGUGAGAAACCAAUGAUUGGCCAAGCGCAGCUCACCAAGGAGAGGUCUGAGUAUUACCACUUACUGGGUCGGGAAAAAGAGCUUGAAAUCUAUAACUCUUCGUUGAAAGGAUUUGUGGGGUCUACAGUAGGCCGCGUCAUAAUAUAUGAAGGCCUUAUGGGCUAUGGAAAGAGCAAGUUACUUGCUGAAAUUGCCUACUUAGGCCAGGAGGCUGGCCACAAGGUUAUUGCUAUGGAGCUGACGAAGAUAAAUGUGCAGCAGAAUUUUUUUGUCAUCCAGACACUCAUGGCCAUGUUUCUGGGGAUUGAGGCCUGUAAAUCUGAUGCUGAAAGACAGAAAAUCCUCCAAGACAAACUCCGAAGUGUGGUAGAAGAGUCCUACUAUUGCCUCCUGAAUAACAUCUUUCUUGUCAAGUUUCCCACCUCUGCCGAGGUUUCUGAAAUGGAUCAUGAAACAAGGACAGAGGAGAUGGAACUAAUUCUUGUGAAAAUACUGCAGAAGGUAGUGGAGAAAAACAUUCUCAUUUUUGUCAUUGAUGAAGCCCACUUCAUUGAUCCUGCAUCAUGGGAAUUUCUGGACGACUUGCUCUCCAGCAUCCCUGUGUUUAUGGUCAUGUCUCUAUCUCCUCCCGGCCGCCAAGCAUGGCCUACUUGUGUCUCUGCUGCGAACAUCAUUAACAGCAGAAAGACCACCUAUGUUCAGCUGCGGGAGCUAAAACCCUCUGUGAUCCUGCAAAAAGCCUGCGAGGACCUUGGGGUGGUCAGCGUCUCCCGGGAGCUAGAAAUGGGGCAGGUGAUGACUUACCCACCCAUCUAUCUUCAUUAUUCCAGCCAGCUGAACACAGCUGUCACCAAUGCCAUCCCCUCCAAAACGGAAUCGCCUUCCAGCUCAGACAACGAAUUGUACAUUUGCACCAUUCGCCAGAAUGUCAAGUUGCAAAAUAUUAUGCUGCCCCCUACCUUAAAAGGCAUCGCACUGGCUGAGUUAGACAACAUGAACUCUUCGGAGCAGAUGGUAGUGAAAUGUGCGGCUAUCAUCGGGCUGACUUUCACGACUGAGUUGCUGCUCCACAUCCUUCCCGAAUGGACCAAGAGGAAGAUGAAUCAGACGCUUGCAGCCCUGGUGGAUUCCCACAUCUUCAAGUGUUUUCAUAAAAGAAAGGACUCCCAGAAAGCACAGUCACAGGAAAUGCCCUCCACAGAGUUACUUGUUUGCCCCGGGACGGUGAGACCAAUUGGACAAGUGUCAGAUAUCCGCUCUUCUGUUUAUAACCGAAUCAAGCAAGAGCAGCUGUUGAUACAAUGCGGCGUCAUGGCGUUUUGCAUGCCAAUGCUGCAGGAAGCGGCCUACGAGUGCUGGCUGAAGAGCCAGAAGAAAGCCUUACAUCUGAAGUGUGCAAGCUAUCUAGAAGGGCAGGCUCACAAAUGCAGACGCUGCGGAGAAGGGGACUUCAUUUCAUUUCACCGCCACGCCGUGGAAAUGAUGCUGGAGAGCAUCGAGUCUCAGGAAAACAUUUCUGAGCAGCACCAGGAAUACCCAUUCAGCGAAGCAGCCUCACUGAUCAUUUGCACAACCCUGAAAAGGCUUGAGGGUCCUUCAUUUGAAGGGAUGGAGAGAAAAGCUGUGACAGCCGAGGCUUCCCUAAGCAGCACGUGCUCCCCUGAAAGUGUCCAGAUGACAAGUGAAGACAUCACUACCUCUACUUUCUCCAAGAAGUUAGAGUUAUUACUUCCACAAGACAUUGAGAAAGAGACUGAAAAGGCACUAAAGAAACACAAGAUGUUGCCAGAGGCACUAAAGAAACACAAGAAGUUGCCAGAGGAAAAUCUUAAAGCUGAAGAGAUAGAGAAGGAGUUUCUGGAAAGGCUGGACGAGAUCAUUCAGCAGUCUGACAGGGAUUGGGAGAAGAUCAAGCGCUUGGGAUCCUGCGAAUGUGAAGAGAUCGUGGAGGCUGUCUUUGUGCCCCUGGCCCGGCACUGCAUGGCGAUGGGAGAAUACACCAGAGGCUUGUAUUACUUGUUGGAGUGUGCAGCGGCUUACUUACAUCUGUCAAACAACUACAUGGCCUUUUGCAAUUUGAAUACAGCAGAGAAUCUGAUCAAAUCGGUGGACUUCAGAGCAACUGUAAUUAACCAGUUUGAGGAAGCUACCUUCUACAGACUGAAGGGUGAGCCAGCCAAAGUGGGGGAGCAGAUGUCUCCCGUCCUUCCCAAUGCCCACAGGGAGAAGAAAUUAGCUUUCCUGUACCAGCAGGGCCACUGCCUUUCCUUAUUGUGGCAACUUUUCAGCCUGGACACUGCUACAAACAGCAAGAAGUUCUGUCACCUGGCAGCACUCAUGAAGGUGAACUCAGCAGAGGAAUCAGAGGAUGAGAGCCAGAUCAUUUCAUCCUAUUCGGAAUUCUCACUCUGCUGCCAGAUGAUGGGUAACGAAGAUAAAUGGAUGAAAUAUGAGCUGAUGGCCAUCCAGCGUAGCUCUCACCUCCGGGUUAUCGGAGGAGGGCUAUUAACAACAGUUAAAUUAGCACAGUCAUUGGCCUCUAUGAAGCUCUGCUUGGGUAACCUGCCCUUAUCUAUUCAAUUAGGCUAUCGAGCCCAUGAAAUGUGUGUGCGUCUGAAGAAACCGAAGCUGGACUAUCUGGUUCUCUGCAUGCUCUUCAAAGCUCUCUUUCUGAGCACCAGGUACCAAGAUUGUGUGCAAGUACUGAGCUGGCUGGAGCAGUUGGCUGUUGUGGAGGAGACAAUCAUUGGGAUGGCUUGUUUCUUUUCUUACUGUUUAGAACUCUUGCUUUAUGCUGGAUUUUCAUUUAAGUCAUUUAAAGAGUGCCUGGAAUUCAUACAACGCAAUGAAAAAAACUGCAUCCUUAUGUCUCAGAACAGCAUCAUGUUGGGGCUGUAUUCAUCCGUGGCCAUUUGGUUUGCCAGACUUCAGCAGUGGGGCAACUUCAAGGAGCCUUUUGAAAAGGCCAGAAGGUUGCUGAGGAGAACUAGCGCCUCAUUCUUUGCUACCAGUGGAUUCUGUAGAUUCUUGGAGUGUGAGAUCCUUAUGCUACGGAAACACCUUGAGGAAAGGCCUGAAUUGGUCUGGGAGACUCGUACUAAGACGCUAAAGGACUUGGACCAGGUUCUCUCUCGAUGCUCCACAAGCCCUAUCUGUUACCCUCGGGUUUACCACCUGAAAGCCUAUAUCCUCCUGGUGUUGGGCAAUGAAGAACAGAGCCAAAUCUACCUAUCCCAAGCAUUCCAACUCUGUGACGUAUAUGGAAACCUCCUGGAGAAAUCCUGGCUGGAGAUCAGCAACGAGUGGUGGUUCACUGCAAAAGGCCCCAUGGAAGACUUAUGGCUGAAGGCCGCACCGGAUUUUCGCAAGUGGGAAAUAGGAAUGACAGAGAGAGACUUUCCAGAGAUCCAUAAAACCAAGUACUUGCUGCGGGUGCCAGCAUUGGAUAUUAACAAUCCUUUCCCAGAACCUGAGAUCCCCGAUGUCUGAGCUGCAUGUAGUUCUGCCCAACUGGAGCACUUUGUAAGCCUUUCUAGCCGGCACUGCCCAAAUUUGUAAGCAUUUAUGAUAUUCCUACGGUACACAUAACACCUGCUCUCUGCAAAGCCCUCUGUAUUUGCUCAUCUCUUCCUUUGGUAAAUG